AUGGACACUUCGGAAAUACUCCGUACUUUUACGAGGCUUGAUGCUCGCGCGCUGCGGGCCGAACGAGCGCAUGCGAAAACCGAGCAAGAUCAUAGAUCUACUCAAGCAGCUCUGAAACAAGUGCAUGAGGAGCUAGAUCAAGUUUCUCGGCUGGCGGAGAUCUUUUACGAUCUCAGUCUCAGAUUGGUGGACCAUAUGCUGGGGGAACGCGGAUCCAAGGAGGAUGGCCAAGACCAAAAGUCUGCUAGCACGAUACUUGAUAUGGUGUUGAAACAAGUCGAACAGCAAGAAUCGGAGACCGAAGUUGGCACGACCCGUGAGAGCUCAGUCACUACUGAUGCGCGUGCUGCUGAAACGAACAGUUGA
Molecule: messenger RNA, 366 nt
Organism: Penicillium daleae
Lineage: Eukaryota; Fungi; Ascomycota; Eurotiomycetes; Eurotiales; Aspergillaceae
Exons: 2
Coding region: 1-366 (121 amino acids)
Source: RefSeq, a predicted model, not a curated record